CAUCAAUCCUUCUUCGUAAGAGGUAUACGUGGAAGGGAAGAGAAGGGGGAGAAAAAAGGCAUAAGCGAGCAGGCGGAUGCAAAAAAAAAAGGUAGCGGAUCGGCAGACGCAAGGGAUAGGAGAAGAGAAAAAGAGAUAAGCGUAGGGGAAGCGAAGAGCGGAGGAAGAAAAGAUGGCGUCGAACGGCUUCCACGCGACCGUCCUCCAACGCCCGGGUGAUAGUUGUGAUGAUAGCAGAAGAAGCAGGAGCAGUUCGGCUGGUAUUGGGUUUGUAGGCGGCGGUGGUGGGGGAGGAGUGGGUGGCAGAGCGGGAGGAGGGGGCGGCGGUGGUGGAAGAGGGAGUGGUGGUGGCGGUAGUGGUGGUGAUAGUCGUGAUGGUGUCGUCGUUGGUGCAACAUCGCGGUUCGGCUCGGACUCAGCAGCAGCAGCAGCGGCAGCCGUAGCAACUCAUGGUGUCUCUGGUUCAGGUUCAGGUUCGGGUUCAGGAUUAUUAUUGGGGUCGGGAUCAGGGUUGGGAUCAGGAUUAACCUCGCGCGGUCUGACGCUUUCGGAUACGCUGGGACCACGUUUCUCCAACUCCAGCGCCAACGCCAAUACCCACGCCAACGCCGACAAUUCCAAUUCCAGUCCCAAUCCCCAUUCCCUCGCUACCCACGCAGCAGCGCGAGCAUCGGCAGCGAUAGCGGCAGCAUCAUCAGCAUCGGCGCCAACCCGCAAUGGCAAUGCUGCGGGCGGUGCAGGCAUUGCGAGCACCAGCAGAAACAGUCCCAGAACCAGCAGAAACAGCAGCACCGGCUUGACCGACCCAACAGCCGCCAUCGCGACUCCGACACCAUCGCUCCAUUUCCGUCAGCCCGCCAGCACCUCAACUGCCACCGCAUCCACCGCCAAAACCACCACCACCACUACCGCCGCCGCUAAGAUUCACCACCACAGCACCAACUCUUCUACAACAACCACGCCAACUCCUCCCUCAUUUCUCCGUUCUCCAUCGCCCAACCCCAAAUUCUCCCUCUCGUCCAUCACCUCGCCUCCACCACCCCCUCCGAUCCCAUCGUCAACGUCGACGACGCGACCGUCAUCGUCCGCCCCCUUCGCGCACAUCUUAAAUAACGCGUCGCAUCCCUCGUCGGCGUCGGCAUCGGCGUCGGCAUCGAUCCCAUCGUCGCUGGCACCUCCGCCAUCGUCAAAACCAAUCUCCACGCUGCCGGUCGGCGCCGCUACUUCGUCGCUGCCUCCUCUGGCACCUCCGCCGGGGGCUCUGAGCUCGUUGACGGCGUCGCCCACCAUGACAUCGACCAAUGGUUCGAGUGCAUCGCCGCUGCAGCCUCCCAAGGCAGCUGGCCACCUCUCGCCGCCGGAUUACCACCACCCGCCGUCCCGAGAGAAGGCUUCAGGAAGCUUUUACGAUCCGCUGACGGAUACGACCAAGGAGAGGAGAGUGACCGAGACCUGGUCCAAGCAGGUAAGCUUUGGUAGUUUUAGUUUUCUCCUUCUCUUGCCAAUAAUUUUUUUAUUCCCGUUUAUGAGACACAUUUGAGAGCAUGCGCGCGCACACCUAUGCGUAUACGCAAGACACGCAGGCGAAAGGGGAAAAAAAAAAGAAACGCAAUAUGAACUACGGAAAAAAACAUAAUCACGGCGAGCUCGUCUGCAAAUCCCGCCUCUCUUGCCAUCACCCAACACGUCGGUGGCCAUCACGUUGUGUGAUUGUUGACCCCCUCCCCUCCUGUGCGCUUGUAUCUCUUCCCUGGUCAUGAUCGGGUUCCCUUUGAACAGGCAGAGCAAUCAAGCAAUCUGUCCGCCCGUCUUUCUCUUCUGGCAUUACCUCUCGUUCUCCCCAUCUCCUAAUUACUACAUGUUUCUCCCAAAGUUUGCUUAGUGGCCGAGACGUCGUGGCUUAUCCUGUCAUCUUCGACCGGCCAUUUCCCUAUUCCUUGCUCAUUCACCCAAGCCCAAAAAAAUCCCCCCCCCCCCAAGGACGGACAAGACACCAGUGAACGGAACGAUCUUCAAUCCUCUUUUCCUUCUAUCCUCCUUUCUUCUCUCUUCGCCUCCCCCUCAUCCCUUUCCCUUUCCCUCCUUCGUUGGAUUUUUCUUCAUCAUACUCACCCCAGACUACUAAAAAGCUUCGACUUACCUUUGUCCUUUC
Molecule: messenger RNA, 2152 nt
Organism: Durotheca rogersii
Lineage: Eukaryota; Fungi; Ascomycota; Sordariomycetes; Xylariales; Xylariaceae
Exons: 1
Coding region: 173-1540 (455 amino acids)
Source: RefSeq, a predicted model, not a curated record